Molecule: messenger RNA, 1387 nt
Organism: Zingiber officinale
Lineage: Eukaryota; Viridiplantae; Streptophyta; Magnoliopsida; Zingiberales; Zingiberaceae
Product: transcription factor MYB61-like
Exons: 3
Coding region: 140-1186 (348 amino acids)
Source: RefSeq, a predicted model, not a curated record
CACAAGAAAUUUCAUGCAUGAGUACAAACCAAGUUACUUUUUUCUUUCUUUCCUUGUUAAUUUUAUCCCUUGAGAGGCUGUACAUCUAUAAGUUUUAGUGAGUGUGAGGUGACUAGAAGGUUACAGAUAAUACUUGUUCAUGGGUCAUCUCUGCUGCGCCAAGCAGAAGGUCAAGAGAGGCCUCUGGUCUCCUGAGGAAGAUGAGAAGCUCAUCGACCAUAUCACCAAACAUGGCCACAGCUGCUGGAGCACUGUCCCUAAAGAAGCAGGUUUACAGAGAUGUGGAAAGAGUUGCAGACUUAGGUGGAUCAACUACUUGAAGCCUGACCUGAAAAGAGGUUCCUUCUCAGCAGAAGAAGAGAGAAUUAUAAUUGACGUCCAUAGAAUCCUAGGCAACAGAUGGGCUCAGAUCGCAAAGCAUCUUCCCGGAAGAACAGACAAUGAAGUGAAGAACUUUUGGAACUCAUGCAUCAAGAAGAAGCUGAUGGCACAAGGCCUGGAUCCAAAGACACACAACUUGUUAUCUUCUUCUAGAUCUGUUACCACCAUGAAUAAUAACUCCGACGAGCUUUCUAGAUUCGGCUAUGGGCAGUCUGUUCAUCCGGCACCCUUCACCAUUAGCCCUCCUAUCAAAAGCUUUGACAAGAUGAAGCACACCGGCACUGUGGAUCACUGUGGCUUCAACUCAGUAGUCCCUAAUUUGGAGACAAUUUGGCCGCCAUUAAUAGCUAACUCUAAUGCUCUUCCCUCUCAUGAUCAGAGUGCGGAGGGUGCAAUUCCUGUGCCCAACUUCCAGUGGCAACAAGAUAAUAUGAUCAGUGAUCAUCAGCUCCUGAUGGGGUUCAAGGAUCAGAUGAUCGACAAUAAUUCGCAAGGUUCGUUCGACUUCACUGCCAACGGUGGCUCUUCUUCCUCUUCCUUGGAUUACACAAACGUGUCCUCCUCUUGCUUUGGCCAUCAACAAGCUUCAGGUUUCAUCUGCUUGGAUGAGAACAUUUGGCAUGAAGAAGGUGCAAUGGGGGCACUAAAUUUAAAGCAGGGUCUUCAGCAAGGGCAAGCUCAUCAAGCGGAGGCCUCAUAUGCCACAACCCUUGACCUUGACAUGAUAGAGAGUGCAUUUUUGGCUGCUGAAGCUGAGUUUUGCAGUGGGACUACUUCAAUGGAAAACCUGCAAUGGGACUGUUAAUUACUUAGGUCUAACUGAUUACUUCCAUUAUAAUUUCUGCUUUUAAAUUUGUUUUCUUAAUUUGACUGCAAAGCAGCAAAGUUAAAUUGCAUGAGGAAGAUGAUGACUUGAUGCAUGAGAAGGUGCAUGCAUGCAACUUUUCCCCCUGAAUUUGCUCUCUUGACAUUGCAAUUCAAUUCUUACAUAUCUCUAGUGUUAGAU